CUAUGUUCAGCGCUUCUGUUUCUUCUUGCAUCUGGAGGAAAUGGAAGUGCUCAUUAGAAUUUGAAGAUUUUACAGACACAGGGCUCACAUGAAAAGGGAAGGGGAGUACCUCUCCCUCAAAAUCGAGUAGGGAAGGGGAGUACCUCUCCCAUGGGCGAGCAGUCUUUAAUAUCCUGCGGGGCGAGGCCAAGAACCUGCCGUACGUGAUCUUCGGUCCGCCCGGAACCGGCCAGACCGUCACCCUGGUGGAGGCGGUGCUGCAGAUGGUACAAAAUCGCAUCUUGCUGGCCGCACCCUCGAACAUUGUCGCGGAUCUCAUUACCAAGCUAAUCAUUGCCAGCAAAGCGCUGACCACUGGCGAAUUCAUUCGAAUCGUCCGGCAAAGAACUCAUUCCACCCGAUCUUAUGACCAACUGUGCCACCUUGGACAUAUGCGCCAAAGAAAUCGCUGAAGACACCAUGCUAAUCACCAAGUCGUGUCUGAAGCUGCGUCGCCACAGAGAGAUUUUGGGUGCCCAUCGCUUGAUCAUCGGCACCUGUGCCACCCUGGGAAACCCUAUGCCGAUGUCAUUUCCGGGCGGACACUUCACCCACCUGUUUAUGGAUGAGACUGGCCAGUCGACCGAGCCGGAGACGCUGAUGCCGGCAGCUCUGCUUUCCAAGGAUCGGGGUCGGGUCAUCCUGGCCGGUGAUCCGCAUCAGUUGCAGCCUGUAGUUCACAGCAGCUAUGGACGUGCCUGUGGUUUCGGCACCUCCAUGCUGGAGCGCCUGCUGAACACUCGAACUAUCGGACCCUGCCCUCGAUCAUGGCCACAUAUAGUAAGCUGGACACAGCUAUUGUCAUGAAAAAGGUUGACCCGAUUGAAAAGUUCCAAGGACAGGUGAGCAGACAUGAAGUCUUAUGCAAUCUAUAUAGUAUGUAAUGUAUAUUCUUGAUCUACAAAUAUAACCCAGGAGCGCGACAUAGUGCUGAUUUCCACUGUGCGCUCCACUGGAGACUAUAUAAGCCAUAAGCGCAUGAAUUUGGCCAUAGCGCGCGCCCGCGCAUUUUUGGUCAUAUACGGUAAUCCCCAUCUCCUCAGCGUCGACGACAAUUGUCGUCAUCUCA
Molecule: messenger RNA, 1108 nt
Organism: Drosophila persimilis
Lineage: Eukaryota; Metazoa; Arthropoda; Insecta; Diptera; Drosophilidae
Gene: armi
Product: probable RNA helicase armi
Exons: 2
Coding region: 406-846 (146 amino acids)
Molecular function (GO): helicase activity
Source: RefSeq, a predicted model, not a curated record